Molecule: messenger RNA, 2511 nt
Organism: Miscanthus lutarioriparius
Lineage: Eukaryota; Viridiplantae; Streptophyta; Magnoliopsida; Poales; Poaceae
Source: the annotation of a GenBank genome assembly
AUGGCACCAACCCAGUCCGAGGACAACAAUCCUUCAGCAGAGUACAAGCUGAAGAAGUACCUUCUUCUACUGGCCACUCUGGUUGUGGCGGUGACAUACGUUGCCGGCCUCAACCUGCCAGGAGGAGUCUGGCAGGACGACGACACAAAGGAUGCUCAUCACCUCGCCGGUGACCUAAUCCUUUUGGACACCCACCAUGGCCGAUACCUCACCUUCUACUACUGCAACGCGACUGCGUUUGCGGCCUCCGUCGUGGUCUGCCUGCUCCUCCUCAUCCUGCAGGAGGGCAACAACGGAGUCUGUGGAACUGUGCUCCGGGUGGUCAUGGUUCUCGAUUUACUUGGACUCAUGGGGGCCUACGCCGCUGGAAGCUGCCACGAUGCUUUCACAACCAUAUACUCCACACUGGUAAUGUCUGUUGUCUUGGCCUAUGCCGUGCUUACUUUCUCGCUUUAUAUCAUCUCCAAGCUAGAGAAAUGUAAAGAUGAUAAGCAGCAGCAAAAGGAGGAUCAUGAGAGCCAGAGCCCGAGCCAGAGCCGGGAAGAAAAGGACGAGGUCGCAAGUAGCGAGGUCUUGAUGCUACUUGCGACCUUUGUUGUUACCAUCACAUAUGGGGGUGGGCUAAGCCCACCGGGUGGCUUCUGGAGCAACGGCCACCGUGUGAGCCUCCCAAUUCUGCCGGACCACAGCUCCGCCCGCUACCAGGCGUUCUUUGUCUGCAACACAACUGCGUUUGUCGCCUCCCUUCUCAUCAUCAUGCUGCUCCUCGACAAGAGGCUCAAGAAGGAAUUGUCUGUACGGUCCGUUGCACUGUACGGGCUCAUCGUCGUCGCGCUCUUUGGCCUCGUUGGGGCCUAUGCUGCUGGGAGCUGCAGAGAGAUUGAUACUACUAUCUACGUAGUCUCUCUGAUCGGCGCAGUUCUUGCAUACAUCUUCCUCCAAGUGGCGAUUACUAGAGCCGCUCAACGAUGUCGUCAACCAAGCACAAGGGAAAUCAAUGGCUCGCCAGGAACACCCAAUGUACCACAUGGGCCACCUGGUAGCAGCAGGGAUAGAGGACAAGAUGAUGUAGGACUUCCACUCAAAAAAGAUGUUGGACUGGAAAAGGCUCAUGAUCUUGUUAUUUUGCUUGCUACCCUUGUUGCGAGUGUCACUUACCAAGCUGGACUAGAUCCACCGGGCGGUCUGUGGUCAGACAACCAGGAUGGCCACCAUAAGGUUUGUGAUCCGGUACUCCUCACAACAGACCCUCAGCGGUACAAGGUGUUCUUCUACAGCAACUCAGCAGCAUUUGUGGCAUCCUUGGUUCUCAUCCUUAUGGGAUGUGAGCACCUCCAUAUAUGUCGUCGCCUUUUGGCUGGUGCCAUCCUUGUCUACGUGGUGAUUCAUAUCAUCUUCUUCACACUAGACAAAGACGACAAACAUGGAAAUGCUCAUGAGUUGGACAGUAAACGGGAGGUGUUGCUGCUCCUUGCAAUCUUAGCUGCUACAGUCACUUACCAAGCUGGGCUGACCCCGCCAGGCGGCUUCUGGUCAGCGGAUGACGAGUUUGGUCAUCGUGCAGGAUUCCCAGUCCUUCUCAACAACUACCCUGACCAUUACCAAGCCUUCUUCUACUGCAACGCCACGAGCUUCAUGGCGUCCGUGGCCCUGAUUGUCCUGCUAGUGAACCCAAACCUGUACAUGCCAGGCAUACAGUGCUAUGCGUUCUUUGUGUGCAUGGUUGUGGGCUUGUUUGGAUUAAUGGGCGCAUACGCUGCAGGAAGUUCCCGGCAACUGCAAACUUCUAUCUAUGUCUUGGUAUUGUUUGCUCUGGUUUUCACUUGUGUAACCUCGUGGGUGGUCAUUCUCUUGAUUGGACGACUUAUGGAACAUCGUCGUCAUAAUAAAGGAGAUGGGCCAUCUGUUGGCGAUGGAGGCGUAGCCCGCACUGAUAAUACUGAUGCAGCCCCUGAACAAGACAACGACAAGGAGGAGAAGAAGAAGGAGGAGGAGAAGAAGAAGGAGUACUUGAUGCUGCUAGGAGUCCUGGCAGCGAGUGUGGCAUACCAAUCUGGUCUGAAACCACCAGGUGGCCUCUGGCAGGACAACAAGGAUGGUCCGUAUGGACACUCUGCAAGCAACUCAAUCCUCCACGACAUUGACAAAAGUCGUUACCAUGCUUUCUUCUAUAGCAACUCCACUUCAUUUAUGGCGUCCAUCGUCAUCAUUGUCCUGCUGCUUCCAUUGCAUGAUGAGUUGCCGCUACGCCCACUGCAUAUGGCCAUUUUGCUAGAUUUGGUUGCCCUCCUGGUUGCUUACGCAGCAGGCAGUACCAGAGACUGGGAGAUGUCUAGGAAUGUCAUUGCUCUGGUAAUUCCCUUGCUAGUCUAUAUUGCAUCCUACGCAGUAUACACCUGGUACCGACGAACAAAGUGCAGCGACAGCCGACAGCCAAGGCCUGCCGACAGCGACAUGACAAAAGUUCAGCAUGGAGGCAAUACCAAUGAUGUGGUGGAGAACUUGUCGUAA